Molecule: messenger RNA, 300 nt
Organism: Varanus komodoensis (Komodo dragon)
Lineage: Eukaryota; Metazoa; Chordata; Lepidosauria; Squamata; Varanidae
Gene: S100Z
Product: S100 calcium binding protein Z
Exons: 2
Coding region: 1-300 (99 amino acids)
Cellular component (GO): cytoplasm
Molecular function (GO): calcium ion binding
Source: RefSeq, a predicted model, not a curated record
AUGCCGACGCAGCUGGAGGGUGCGAUGGAUACAUUAAUCAGGGUCUUUCACCAUUACUCAGCAAAAGAAGGGGAUAAAUAUAAACUCAAUAAAGGAGAACUCAAACUGCUUCUUACCAGUGAACUUACUGACUUCCUUGCGUGUCAAAAGGAUCCCCAGUUGGUUGACAAGAUCAUGAAAGAUCUUGAUAGCAAUAAAGACAACGAAGUAGAUUUUAAUGAAUUUGUGGUUCUGGUUGCUGCACUGACUGUUGCAUGCAAUGAUUUCUUUGAGGAGCAAAUGAGGAAAAAGGGAGAAUAG